Messenger RNA from Strongylus vulgaris, 447 nucleotides. NCBI's taxonomy places the organism in Eukaryota, Metazoa, Nematoda, Chromadorea, Rhabditida, Strongylidae. The record is from the annotation of a GenBank genome assembly.
GAUAUGAAAGUUGAAUUCAGGUUAGACUGGAUGUAUAUGUGGUCGGCCUUAUAUCAAAUGAACCCUUGGCUCAUCACUUCCAACAAAAUCUCGUUGAAAGCACAACUGCAAAGUCUUCCAGGAGCUGGAUUUGGCAUGUCGGCGGCUCAUUACCUAUUUCUACAGCGAAAUAUGGAAAAGGAUGCUGUGACUUUCGAUUCCGCUAUCGAAUACUAUAGGGGUAUGGACAACAAUUACCAGCUUCUACUUUUCCCUGAAGGGACCGACAAAUCACCGUGGACAACGACGAAGAGUCAAGAAUAUGCGAAAAAACACGGACUCAAGCAGUUAAAGCACCUCUUGUAUCCUCGAGUGGCUGGCUUCCAUCAUCUUUUAACAAAAAUGAGAGAAGGUUUGUCUCAAGAUAUCCAUUAUCUGGCUUCAUUCUCAAGGUUCAGCAAACCGUAG